Messenger RNA from Closterium sp. Naga37s-1, 1740 nucleotides. Lineage: Eukaryota; Viridiplantae; Streptophyta; Zygnematophyceae; Desmidiales; Closteriaceae. The record is from the annotation of a GenBank genome assembly.
AUGACGGGCUAUGACCUUUCCCCUGCAGGCAACCCCUCUUUAAUUGACAUGGAUGGACGAGAAUGUUGUUUCAUCCCUGCCCUCCUCCCUGACCUCCUCUCUACCAUCAUCCCUGCUCUCCUCUCUACCAUCAUCCCUGCCAUCCUCUCUACCAUCAUCCCUGCCAUCAUCUCUACCAUCAUCCCUGCCAUCCUCUCUACCAUCAUCCCUGCCAUCCUCUCUACCAUCAUCCCUGCCAUCCUCUCUACCAUCAUCCCUGCCCUCCUCUCUACCAUCAUCCCUGCCAUCCUCUCUACCAUCAUCCCUGCCAUCCUCUCUACCAUCAUCCCUGCCAUCCUCUCUACCAUCAUCCCUGCCAUCCUCUCUACCAUCAUCCCUGCCCUCCUCUCUACCAUCAUCCCUGCCAUCCUCUCUACCAUCAUCCCUGCCAUCCUCUCUACCAUCAUCCCUGCCAUCCUCUCUACCAUCAUCCCUGCCAUCCUCUCUACCAUCAUCCCUGCCCUCCUCUCUACCAUCAUCCCUGCCAUCCUCUCUACCAUCAUCCCUGCCAUCCUCUCUACCAUCCUCUCUACCAUCAUCCCUGCCAUCCUCUCUACCAUCAUCCCUGCUCUCCUCUCUACCAUCCUCCCUGCCAUCCUCUCUACCAUCAUCCCUGCUCUCCUCUCUACCAUCAUCCCUGCCAUCAUCUCUACCAUCAUCCCUGCCAUCCUCUCUACCAUCAUCCCUGCCAUCCUCUCUACCAUCAUCCCUGCCAUCCUCUCUACCAUCAUCCCUGCCAUCCUCUCUACCAUCAUCCCUGCCAUCCUCUCUACCAUCAUCCCUGCCAUCCUCUCUACCAUCAUCCCUGCCAUCCUCUCUACCAUCAUCCCUGCCAUCCUCUCUACCAUCAUCCCUGCCAUCCUCUCUACCAUCAUCCCUGCUCUCCUCUCUACCAUCAUCCCUGCCAUCCUCUCUACCAUCAUCCCUGCCAUCCUCUCUACCAUCAUCCCUGCUCUCCUCUCUACCAUCCUCCCUGCCAUCCUCUCUACCAUCAUCCCUGCUCUCCUCUCUACCAUCCUCCCUGCCAUCCUCUCUACCAUCAUCCCUGCUCUCCUCUCUACCAUCAUCCCUGCCAUCCUCUCUACCAUCAUCCCUGCCAUCAUCUCUACCAUCAUCCCUGCCAUCCUCUCUACCAUCAUCCCUGCCAUCCUCUCUACCAUCAUCCCUGCCAUCCUCUCUACCAUCAUCCCUGCCAUCCUCUCUACCAUCAUCCCUGCCAUCCUCUCUACCAUCAUCCCUGCCAUCCUCUCUACCAUCCUCCCUGACCUCCUCUCUACCAUCAUCCCUGCUCUCCUCUCUACCAUCAUCCCUGCUCUCCUCUCUACCAUCAUCCCUGCCAUCAUCUCUACCAUCAUCCCUGCCAUCCUCUCUACCAUCAUCCCUGCCAUCCUCUCUACCAUCAUCCCUGCCAUCCUCUCUACCAUCAUCCCUGCCAUCCUCUCUACCAUCAUCCCUGCCCUCCUCUCUACCAUCAUCCCUGCCCUCCUCUCUACCAUCCUCUCUACCAUCAUCCCUGCCCUCCUCUCUACCAUCCUCCCCGCCCUCCUCCCUGUCCUCCGCCCUGCCCUCAUCCCUGCCGUCCCCGUCUCUCAUCUCCGCCGAUUUUCCCUGCCCACCUCUCUGCAUCGUCCCUGCAUGUCCCCUCCGUUCCCCCUGCUGGGAAUUUUGUAUUCGGUUUCACUGUAUUGCAAUUCUGGUUAG